This is a messenger RNA of Mus pahari (shrew mouse), 6028 nucleotides long. RefSeq names its product photoreceptor cilium actin regulator (gene Pcare). Gene Ontology annotation, biological process: protein localization to photoreceptor outer segment; photoreceptor cell outer segment organization. The transcript is spliced from 2 exons. Lineage: Eukaryota; Metazoa; Chordata; Mammalia; Rodentia; Muridae. The record is from RefSeq and is a predicted model, not a curated record. The coding region runs from base 315 to 4160 and encodes 1281 amino acids. Gene Ontology annotation, cellular component: photoreceptor outer segment; photoreceptor inner segment.
CUGGGGUGUGAUUAACCUAAUAAGCUUAAAGCGCCUCUUGCCAUCCACAUCUGUCAGGACAUGAGCAAAACAAGUUCAUAAUCCCUGAGACUGGGCCCCUCGGAACUGUCUGGAUGCUCAGUAGCAUCGAAACUUAGGGCAACAGGCAUGUCUUUCUCUUCAUUGUGGCCUGGGCUCCAAGUCUAGGAGUUUGUACGGUGGACUCCCAGUCUGGUCUGGGGUCGUCCAGAUGGAUCAUCCAGAGAGCUCUCUGUUACCAGUUCCAAGGGUUCUCCAAAGACUGUGGAGGUAGAAGACGGUGACAAGCUGAAACCAUGGGGUGCACGCCAUCACACAACGUCAUCGUCAACAGCGUUGCCAAGAGUGGCAUUCAGUUUUUUAAGAAGCCGAAAGCAAUUUUGCCAGGAAGUCAGUGGGGCAGCCCAAAAUGCCCCAUCCCUUUGCUGGUUCAAAGUUCCACCUUCUGUGACCCUGGUGGCGAGCUGCACCUGGGAGAGAGGCUGGCAGAGGAGACGGCGGCAAGUUCCAAGAAGCUGCAGGCCAUGGCUGAAGGUGUUCAUCAGCUCCCAAAAGCUAUGGAAGGUCUGAUUCCAGAAAGCCAAAUCCUCCAGGUAAACAAACCCCAAAGCCACGGGGCUAUGGACAUUUCAUUCAGGACAGAAGGCUCCCACAGGACACAGGAAGUAGAUUUCUCUGGGGAAGAGAGUAAGGAGAACACUCCCCACGAGACCUCCAAGGGGGACAGAGAGCCAAUGUGCCAUCAACCAGACAGCCAGGACCACUGCUGCCAAUCGGCUCCUGAGUCAAAGGGCCAAGUGGACUUCCCUGAGCCCCUGGUAAAGGCCCACCAGCAUGCUUAUGCCUACCUGCACACCAGCCUUUCCAGAUAUGAAGCCAUUGUGCGCCUCGUCCAGCAAGCCAGCCAGACCUGGGGGUUGCUGCGGCCCAUGCUCAGCUUCCUGCUGCUGUGCUUCGAGGAGGCCGGCCAGCUUCUGGGCGAGAUCUCUAAAGAUGGAGACGCGCUCCUCCAGAAAGUUCGAGGGGAUCUGGUGUGGCCAGUGAGGAAAGGCGAGACCUGGGAACAACACCCAGACCUCCUGCAACAGCUGCUGCAGUACACAGUCAGCAAGCUGCGGGCGCUCCAUGGCACAGUGGCUGCCCUCACUGGGAGCUUCCUGGAGGGCUCCAGCAGCUGCCUCAGAUCCACCGCCGGCCACCUGGAGGGUAAACUGAGCACCAAGAGAGGUAUCGAUGAAUGUCUCCUCAGGGCCCUGGGACAGCUAGAGAGCCUGACCAGCGGCCACGGUGACUCAGGGCUGCUGGGUCCACCCUUAUGCUCUGAGGACAGUGGCAUCGGUGCUGACAAUGAGUCUGUGCACUCCCUGGAGAAGCUGGGCAAGCAAGCCAGCUGGGACUUGGCCGCAGAACUUGGAGACUGGAAGCCAGGAGCUGCAGCCCACGUGGAGGCCAGGCCGUCAGGGCAUGCCUGGCAGAAAGGACCAUACUGGACAGGUUCAGACAGACCCCAGGACUGUCCACUGUCGAGUCCUAGGAUAGCAAAGGUUCAACCCGCAGUGCAAGAUGAAGCCAGGAGCUUGGGCACUUCCGGCGCAGGUCCAGAAGCAGUCACCUCCGGGCCUUCAGAGGCUGCCAAAAGCCUUCCAUGGGACUCCCUGGGGGCUGAGAUCCCUGUGCGGAUACCACUUUCUCGAUGCUCUGGGUUGGCAGAUGCUCCAUCCCUGAGUGAAGAGGAGGGCAGCAGCCCAGAGGAGGAAGAUGAACUUAGCGGCACAGACCUGCAUCCGGAGCUACAGAAAGUUCUACCUUCAAGACCACGGUCCUCACCUGACCUGCGGGAAAGCCUGUUUCAGCCGUACUCCAAGGAUCUUAGGAACCCCCAGGCCCAGGAAAUGAUUCUGAAGAUGAAAGAAGCCAUCAGCGAGAGGAUCAAGUUUGUCCCCGAGCCUUCCAGACCUCAGGACUGGGCUGAGGAGGAGGAAGGGGGGACAGUGGUCCCUCCGAGACCCAGGUCAGUCAGUGGCAGCAGGAGGGCCCCUGAGAGACAAAGGAGGUCGCAAUCAGAGGGAAGCCUGAAGAGCCACGUUGAAGACCCCACCCUCCAGGAGCUGAGGAGGGUCCAGACAGACCUCAGUCGGAGGCUGGAGGUAUUUUAUGCCCUGGGGGCCACACGGCAGGGGCAGAGCCGGGAACAAUGUCUGCCGCCCAGGGCAUCAAUGCUAUGGCCCCUCACCAACUGCAGGGUGAGUCCCAGUAGUGCCAUCAGCAAGUUCAAGGCCUCUCUGACCCAAAACUUCAGCAUUUUGCCCAAUCAGGACAAGAGCAUCUUCCAAAAAGGUAGUCCCUGCUUUGACAGUGACCAGCCUGGCCAGGGGAAGGCUGAAAAGCUGCCAAAUGCCAUCUUUUGUGGCAAGAACAGUAGGGCUCCCAGGGACAAUGAACGAGACAUCAGGGCCUGUCCCACCAGACCAUCGGUCAAGAAGCUUAUUGAGACGUUCAGUCCUACUGAGAGUCUGAGGAUGCCAAAGAACUGUAGGAACUUGGGGUCAAGCCCCUGCCUCAGGAAAUGGGGGGUUCCUGCCAUGCCUCCCAGAUUUCCUAUUUACAGGGGGCUAGCCCCCCUGUAUCCUAAGCCCCAGAUUUCUCCAGCAGCAGGCUGGAGGCCUUCUGCACCCUUUCCCUCCCUUUCUCCAGCUGAAGCGUCUGAGAGUGAAGACAUUAGCAAUGAUGCAGAGGAGGACCUAGAGAACCUCCCUCCACCACCUCCGGAAGUCCUGAUGGACAAAUCAUUCACCACUCUGGAAUGUCCAGAAGGUAACCAGCCAGCAGGGAGCUCCCUGGGAGAGACCCUGUUCCCAGAUCUUCAAGAGGCUAGCCACCCAAAAAGAACAUGGGCUUCCCCCAAGUUGAAAGCCUCCAUGAGCCCCAUGGACCUGCUCCCCAGCAAAGGCAAUGGCAGCUCCCCGAGACUACACAGCACCAGGCCGGGGAACACCAGGAAUACGGGCAACUCCAGAAAGUUGACCUUGGACCUGAACUCUCAGCAAACAACUAGCCCAAACCCAGAGGCAGAGAGCGGGGCUCAGAUUCAGGCCCAAGCAGAGACUAUGGCAGGCUUCUCCAAGCUACACCAGAAGGCGAUUCCCUGGCACCACACCAACCCUACACCUGGGCAAAGCAGGACGUUGGAGCCCAGCCUGGCCAGAUGUUCACGAGACCCACACCCUCCAGAAGCGUCCAGGAAGGGUCCAGAGAGAAGUCCUCCAAGAGUCAGAAAGGUCUCUCCCCAAAGAGUACAGUGGGCGUCCCAAGGGGACAGGAGGCUGCAGAACCUGCCCUCCGCUCAUGGACCAUCCCAGCCGGUCCUCCCUGCUGUCCUCAGCUCCCCCAGUCCUCCUCUGAGUCCCAGGACUCUGAGCCCACCAGCCACAAGGAAAACCACUUCCCCGCCAUGCCACCCGCCGCAGUCCAACCCAGCCUCAGGGAGCCCUCCUGUUCAACGGACAGAAACAAACACUCCCUCCUCUGCCUCCUCUUCAUCCCCCUCAGUGUCUCCGUCGCGGGGAUCCAAGGACUCAAGUCAUUCUGAAGACAGUGAGGCUACCGCAGCCAAAGCAUCCAGGAACACGCGUUCCAUAUUCUUCCCAGCCGCCACUUCUCUCUUUGAAGCUAAAUCUUCAUCCUCCUCAUCCCAUCCACAGACGCUGCCAGAUCCUGGGGGCCUUUUGAGGACCCCAACAGGAGGCUGGAGGGGCAGCUCAGGGCAGCGACUGAGGGCAGACUCACAGAAGAGAACGGUUCUGAAUGCCUUCAAUCCCCUGCCUUUUGUCAGAAGGACAGCUUCAGACCGCCAGCGCCAGCAGGGUGACCCGCUUCAGCUGCCUCGCUCAGACUGGGAAUUCCGUCCCUGUCCCUGCCAAAACAGCAGCAGCAGCAGCAGCAGCAGUGAGGAGAACCCCAAGCAAGAACUCCCACCUUGGAACAACUCCCGCGUCCCAGAAUUGCAGGGUAGUAGCACCAAGUGGGCAUCUCCUUUGGAGCUCUGUGUGCUGGGCCAUGGGCUGCAGCCAGAAGCCCGAAUGAGCCGCAGCCAGGACAGAUCCCAGCUAGAGUCACAGCCCCAGCACAAGGAACUAUCUUGACGAGUGGCCAGUGGGGUCACCCUAGAACACAUGAAGUACUAGUGACAUGAUCACACUUCACCGUGGGUGGUAGGCAAACCAACUCACGCUGUGGUUGACUUGGAAGGAACCUUGAAGACACCCCACCGGAAGGGUUUUCAAAAAUCGUAUGCAACAGCUGGAUUCACUUCCAGAUCUUGCUUUGCCUUGGGUUUAAAUGUUAAUGGAAACUUUAGACGCCACAACGAUACCCUUUAUCUUUUCGAGUGUUGGCCUUAAUUAGAGGGAUAAUAUAUUCAUGCUUAGAGGGCCGUGUGUCUUACAAGAUAACCAUUGGUAAUCGUGCGUCAUUUAAACCACAACAAGGUGUGAAAUAGUGUCCUCCGGUUUUACAGAUAAGAAACCCAAAUGUGUCGGGGGAGGGGCUCCCCUCGAGUUGUGCUGAGGUUUCAGACAGAUGUGAGAAUGGAGCAAAACCAGGUCCAGAUGUGGGUGGCCUUAGACUCUGCAUUCUUCAUUAUGUUCCAUUGCCUUAGACUAUUCCAUCACUGUACCUGCCUGCAGCAUAAGCAUAAAGAGAAUGAAGAGAAGCCUUUUUCAUUUAAGGUUAAAUGGUACGAUGGCUAAGGUCUGGUCAUGUCUGCAAGGGAUUUCCUGGAUUGAGUUCAUCGAGAUAGGAAGACCUACCCCACUGUAACUGGCACCAUUCCAUGGAGGGGAGAGGGUCCUGAACUGCGGAAAGAGGAAGUCAGGUGGUCACCUUCAUUUCUUCCUGCUUCCUGAGUGAGGAUACAACGUGACCAGCAACCUCCAACUCCUGCCACAACCAUGAUGGACUGCAUCCCCCAACCCGAGAGCCAUAACAAACUGUUCCUCCCUCAAGCUGAUUUUGUCAGGAUACUGUGUCCCAUCAAGGAGAAGAGUAACUAGGACAAGUGCUAACGCAGUGUUGAAGUCUCAAUUAAAAGCUUUAUUUAGAAGCUAAUUGCUCCUGUCAUGAGAAAAUGAGGGGGGGUUAGAACAUCUGGCCCCUCCAAACCACCCCUGCACCCCCCUCCUCACACUUCCAGCUCCUCCUUGCAGCCCCUCCUCCCUCAGCCUCCGAGUGUAUCAAAUUCUCUGGCUGAGCUGAGCACUUGAAAGGCAUGGUGGAUUGAGUGAACACAAGCCCCCCAAAGAAAGAGGCCUGUUCUUUGCACCAGGUAGGGGCUGAAGCUCCAGAGGCGGGAAGGGUAGGAUGCAGGCUCGCAUGCCUGGCUCCCCAACGUUUCUCCUAGGUCAUCCGCAGAGAAGUUCUGCUGCAGCUGGAAGCAAAGCAAUGGAAGCACGGUUCAUGCCCCAAACCCCACUUCUGCCAAACAGCUAGAUACUUGCUGCGGAUCCUGGAAUUUUUCCAUUGGAAGCUGUGGAGUACUUUCUAUUUAGAAAAGAAUUUGCAGUAAUUGGGUGAUUCAAUGCCUGUUCAGUGGGUUGUCAAAAGACAAGAAUUCUCACCCACGGGUACAGCUAAGGAGGCCGAACUUAGCAGAUCUGCUGCAAAGCUGAUGUUUUAAGUUGAGAAGAUUAUAGACCUCUAAUUUUCUCCUCCUCCUCCUUCCCUUCCUCCUCCUUCCCCUCCUCUUCCUCCUCCUCUUCUUCCUUUUCCCCUCUUCCUCCUCCUCCUCCUCCUCCUCCUCUUCCUCUUCCUCCUUCUUCCUCUUCUUCUUCUUCUUGCUGUUGUUAAAAUAGAUUGUGGCCUUGAGCACAUGUUAUACUGGAUCUUGUUCUCUCCCCAGGGUGAGACUUGUAACCCUGACUACACGAAUCUCACAUGAAUUACCAUGCUAUUAAAAUGAGAGUGCCGGGGCUGAUUGAUCUCUUCAAUGACACCAGAGUUACCAUUAAUUAAA